GGCCUCCGCCCGCCGCGUCACGUGACCGCGCUGAAGAUGGCGACGCACCUGAGCUACGGCCGGGUGGUGCUCAACAACCUGCGGGAGGCCGCCCGUAAGGAGCUGCGAGAGUUCCUCGACAAGUGCGAGGGCAGCAAGGCAAUAGUUUGGGAUGAGUAUCUUACUGGACCAUUUGGAUUAAUUGCUCAGUAUUCACUGCUAAAGGAGCAUGAGGUCGAUAAGAUGUUCACUCUGAAGGAAGGACGUUUACCUCAAGCCGAUGUGAAAAAUGUCAUUUUCUUUGUGAGACCUAAGCUGGAACUAAUGGAUAUCAUUGCUGAUAACAUUCGGUGUGAAGACCGGCAUUCCCGCAGAGAUUUCCAUAUCCUGUUUCUACCACGUCGAAGUCUUCUUUGUGAACAGCGACUUAAGGAGCAUGGGCAGCUGGUCAACAUCACCCUUAUAGAGGAAUACAGCUUGGAUCUAAUUCCAUUCGACAGUGAUCUUAUGUCCAUGGAGGCAGAAAGUGCAUUUAGGGAAUGUUACCUUGAGAAUGACCAGACGGUAUUAUUCCAUGUUGCCAAAGGAUUGAUGACUCUGCAAGCUCUGUAUGGAACCAUUCCACAGAUAUUUGGGAAAGGUGAAUGUGCACGGCUUGUAGCAAAUAUGAUGCUAAGAAUGAAGCGUGAAUUUGCUGGGAGUCAGAAUCAGACUUUGCCUGUGUUUGACAAACUUCUGUUGCUUGAUCGUAACGUUGAUCUGCUGACGCCCCUCGCAACACAGCUGACUUACGAAGGGCUGAUUGAUGAAAUAUACGGAAUUCAAAACACCAAUGUGAAACUUCCGCUGCCUCCUCCCUUGAGACCGGGAAAGCAAAAUGAAAGUCUGUAAAUCAUUGCUUAACUGAACGUCAAAAGCUUGGAGGGCUUUUCUGCAGAAGAAUUGUAUGCAGAAAUUAGAGAUAAAAAUUUCAAUGCAGUUGGCUCUGUCCUUAGUAAAAAGGCAAAGAUUAUCUCUGCUGCAUUUGAGGGAAGGCAUAAUGCAAAGACAGUGGGUGAAAUCAAACAAUUUGUCUCACAACUUCCACACAUGCAGGCUGCAAGAACCUCCUUAGCUAAUCAUACAUCUAUCGCUGAACUUGUCAAAGACAUUACAGGAUCUGAGACCUUUUUUGACAAUCUAACUGUGGAACAAGAAUUUAUGUCUGGGAUUGAUACGGACAAGAUUAACAACUAUAUUGAAGACUCUAUUGCACAAAAAGAACCGUUGACAAAAGUGCUGCGACUUGUUUGCAUGCAGUCAGUGUGCAAUAAUGGCCUAAAACCAAAAGUGCUGGACUAUUACAAGAGAGAAAUUUUGCAGACGUAUGGUUAUGAACACAUUUUAACUCUGAAUAAUCUAGAAAAGGCUGGAUUACUAAAAUCUCAGACAAGCACUCGAAACAAUUAUCCAACAAUCAGAAAAACACUGCGUCUGUGGAUGGAUGACAUCAACGAACAGAAUCCCAACGAUAUCUCUUAUGUAUACAGUGGUUAUGCCCCACUGAGUGUUCGAUUAACCCAGUUGUUGGCUCGGCCUGGCUGGCGUAGCAUAGAGGAAGUAUUAAAAAUGCUGCCGGGACCGCAUUUUGAAGAAAGACAACAACUGCCUUCUGGAUUGCAUAAAAAACGCCAGCAAGGAGAGAACAGAGUGACUCUGGUAUUCUUUCUUGGAGGUGUGACGUAUGCUGAGAUUGCUGCACUUAGAUUCUUGUCCCAGAUGGAAGAAGGAGGUACAGAAUAUAUUAUUGCCACCACAAAGCUAAUAAAUGGAACCAGCUGGAUUAAAUCUAUGAUGGACAAAUUGGAGGCAUCUCUAUUCUGAAAGGACAAGGCCGUGGACAAUUUUAAUCUCAAUUAACUUUUUUUUGAUUCUAAUGAUGAAAUCUGCAUGAAAUGGCCGUUGACCCCAGUUGCACUUGGAAAUAUGAUUAAUAUUUCAGCUGAGGAAACUGAAAUGAGAACAGCCUGUAAUACAGCAAACAAACCUCCUCGGACCUACCAGUGCUUGAGCUGGUUUGAUGGUGGAAUGCUGCAUUUGCCUGCAAUACACCAUAUGGAACAGGUGCUGGAAAGUGGUGUAAGGGUCGCCAUUAAUCUAGGUAUAGGUUGACCAUUCAUGCUACUGGUAAAUUAAAUUUGCAUUCACUCUGGUUUCUCUCUGAAAUGUGAGCAUUGCAGCAGAGAUGGCACAAAUAAUGCAUGGUACAGCAUAAGAGAUGCACAAGGCCCCUCUGUUACUGUAGCUCUUUAUCCUAUUCUUUUCCAACAUAAAUAAUAUCUUGUAUGUUCAACAGUACCUACUCAUAGUUCAUCCCUUGUACAUAUCAAAGCAAGAAUUUCAAAAGCACGUUUCCUGCGUUGUUGGACUGAGUAGUUUGCGACUCGAGUGCUGAUGAGUAACAGUACAGAAAAUAUGAUGUAAGUUGGGUCAAUAAUCCAAUUAGAUUUCAUUUGUGUCCAUGUUGUAAAUAUAACGCAUAAAUUUAAUUUUUAGUUGUAUUUAUACUGAUUAUUUUUUGUUCUGUUUCCUCUGUCACACGAGUUGUAGAAGCUCUGUUGUCCUGUGAUUAAAACUGAAGCAUUUCUCAAAACUGUUUUUCUAGAUCUUGCACAAGUUUAAAGCUGGCUUCCUUAUUUUUGUAUUCUAUAUUUUCUAAAUCUAAUAAAACGUGCACA
Molecule: messenger RNA, 2696 nt
Organism: Leucoraja erinaceus (little skate)
Lineage: Eukaryota; Metazoa; Chordata; Chondrichthyes; Rajiformes; Rajidae
Gene: vps33a
Product: VPS33A core subunit of CORVET and HOPS complexes
Biological process (GO): vesicle-mediated transport; intracellular protein transport
Cellular component (GO): lysosome; CORVET complex
Source: RefSeq, a predicted model, not a curated record